Nicotiana tabacum (common tobacco) is the source of this 726-nucleotide messenger RNA. Lineage: Eukaryota; Viridiplantae; Streptophyta; Magnoliopsida; Solanales; Solanaceae. The record is from RefSeq and is a predicted model, not a curated record.
UUAGUGGUUCUUGGAAUCUUCCAUAAAAAAGCCAGCAAUAUUUCUUGGGGACAAAAGAGAAAAGGUUUAAAAAAGUUAUGUGAACACUUUUCAACCACUACAAAAGAUUUGAGAACUAGUUCCUUAAUCUUCAUCCAAACACCUGGCUAUUUUUAUUGCUUGUUUCUACUUUCUACGGGUAGUUUGUUCAAUAUAUAUAAGCUAAGAUGAAGGGCCAAAGGGAGUGUGUCUGUUUCACUAUUUGAAAUACCAGAAGGCCAAAAAAGGAUUCAAGAUACCCAGUUCCCUUUAGCAACAUGAAAUAUCAGUUCAUAUUAGUGCUGUUUUUCAUGUUAUGUGUAUUUGGAAAUUCAGACACAGAGAAGGACAAAGAAGAAUGUACGCAAUCAUUGAUUGGUUUAGCAACAUGUUUACCUUAUGUUACAGCUAAUGCACCAGCUCCUACACCAGAUUGCUGCACUGGUUUGAAACAAGUGUUAAAAGCCAGCAAGAAGUGUCUUUGUUUGCUAAUCAAGGACAGAAAUGAUCCUGAUUUAGGACUUAAUCUCAAUGUUACACUUGCUUUAAGCCUACCUUCUGUUUGUCAAGCCCCUGCUAACAUUUCUCAAUGCCCUGCUCUUCUCCACUUGCCUCCAAAUUCACCAGAUGCUCAAGUGUUCUAUCAAAUAGGUAAUGGUUCAAGUAGCAUUGCUAGCAGCCCGCAAGCAAAUAGUCCCACUCCUUCUG